Molecule: messenger RNA, 3892 nt
Organism: Homo sapiens (human)
Lineage: Eukaryota; Metazoa; Chordata; Mammalia; Primates; Hominidae
Gene: CRY1
Product: cryptochrome circadian regulator 1
Exons: 13
Coding region: 793-2469 (558 amino acids)
Biological process (GO): response to light stimulus; regulation of gluconeogenesis; negative regulation of G protein-coupled receptor signaling pathway
Cellular component (GO): cytoplasm; nucleus; mitochondrion
Molecular function (GO): kinase binding; DNA-binding transcription factor binding; phosphatase binding
Source: RefSeq, marked reviewed
AGAGUCACCCGGGCAGCCUCGGGACCGGUCACCGGCCGGCAACCGUCCAGCGGCCUCGACCACCGCCUCUAGCCUCCGUUCCCGGUCCUUUCUCCCGGGCCGAGAGACAGCGUCGCCGACAGGGGCUCAUUCCCCUCCGGUUCUCCUCGGUGACUCACCUCGGGCGGGCCGUUUUGUCUUUAGGGGCCGCCUUGGUGGGGCGAGGUUUCCGUGACGAAUCUCCUGGGGCCGUCCGUGCCGGCUCGGGCCGUCGUGGCGGCUCGAGCUCCUGGAACUUGCUCAGGCUCCGGAGGUCCGAGGCCCUCGAAGUUAUGCGUCGCCUCCAGGCGGUUGCGGCGGGCGCGGGCUCCUAAAGGGCGUCACACCCGGACUCCGCCGACUAGGCAACCUCCAUUCAUCUUUCCACUGCGCCUCCGGCGCCCCCGCCUUCUCCGGUCCCCUCCUCGGAGUCAUUUUUUCCUGUUCCCCCUCUGCCGCCCUUUCCUCACGCCCCGGGUGAGGCAAUUCUCUUGGAAGCGAAGGUGUCGGCUAUGAGCCGGAGCCUCCUUCCUUGAAUUUCUCCGUGGAGGACCCGCCGCGCCCCCCGGCAUGGGGGUGAACGCCGUGCACUGGUUCCGAAAGGGGCUCCGGCUCCACGACAACCCCGCCCUGAAGGAGUGCAUUCAGGGCGCCGACACCAUCCGCUGCGUCUACAUCCUGGACCCCUGGUUCGCCGGCUCCUCCAAUGUGGGCAUCAACAGGUGGCGAAUUUACAUUGACACUGAGGUUACACUCUAACUUCUUUUUCCCCAAAUGAUGAUCAUUUUCCACAAAAUGAUGGCCAGUUAUUCCAACACUACUUAUUGGAUCAUUUCCAAUUCAGUGAGAUUUUUGCUUCAGUGUCUUGAGGAUCUUGAUGCCAAUCUACGAAAAUUAAACUCCCGUCUGUUUGUGAUUCGUGGACAACCAGCAGAUGUGUUUCCCAGGCUUUUCAAGGAAUGGAACAUUACUAAACUUUCAAUUGAGUAUGAUUCUGAGCCCUUUGGAAAGGAACGAGACGCAGCUAUUAAGAAACUGGCAACUGAAGCUGGAGUAGAAGUCAUUGUAAGAAUUUCACAUACAUUAUAUGACCUAGACAAGAUCAUAGAACUCAAUGGUGGACAACCGCCUCUAACUUAUAAAAGAUUCCAGACUCUCAUCAGCAAAAUGGAACCACUAGAGAUACCAGUAGAGACAAUUACUUCAGAAGUGAUAGAAAAGUGCACAACUCCUCUGUCUGAUGACCAUGAUGAGAAAUAUGGAGUCCCUUCACUGGAAGAGCUAGGUUUUGAUACAGAUGGCUUAUCCUCUGCAGUGUGGCCAGGUGGAGAAACUGAAGCACUUACUCGUUUGGAAAGGCAUUUGGAAAGAAAAGCUUGGGUGGCAAAUUUUGAAAGACCUCGAAUGAAUGCGAAUUCUCUGCUUGCAAGCCCUACUGGACUUAGUCCUUAUCUCCGAUUUGGUUGUUUGUCAUGUCGACUGUUUUACUUCAAACUAACAGAUCUCUACAAAAAGGUAAAGAAGAACAGUUCCCCUCCCCUUUCCCUUUAUGGGCAACUGUUAUGGCGUGAAUUUUUCUAUACAGCAGCAACAAAUAAUCCACGCUUUGAUAAAAUGGAAGGAAACCCUAUCUGUGUUCAGAUUCCUUGGGAUAAAAAUCCUGAGGCUUUAGCCAAAUGGGCGGAAGGCCGGACAGGCUUUCCAUGGAUUGAUGCCAUCAUGACACAGCUUCGUCAGGAGGGUUGGAUUCAUCAUCUAGCCAGGCAUGCAGUUGCUUGCUUCCUGACACGAGGGGACCUGUGGAUUAGUUGGGAAGAAGGAAUGAAGGUAUUUGAAGAAUUAUUGCUUGAUGCAGAUUGGAGCAUAAAUGCUGGAAGUUGGAUGUGGCUGUCUUGUAGUUCCUUUUUUCAACAGUUUUUUCACUGCUAUUGCCCUGUUGGUUUUGGUAGGAGAACAGAUCCCAAUGGAGACUAUAUCAGGCGUUAUUUGCCUGUCCUAAGAGGCUUCCCUGCAAAAUAUAUCUAUGAUCCCUGGAAUGCACCAGAAGGUAUCCAAAAGGUAGCCAAAUGUUUGAUAGGAGUUAAUUAUCCUAAACCAAUGGUGAACCAUGCUGAGGCAAGCCGUUUGAAUAUCGAAAGGAUGAAACAGAUCUAUCAGCAGCUUUCACGAUAUAGAGGACUAGGUCUUCUGGCAUCAGUACCUUCUAAUCCUAAUGGGAAUGGAGGCUUCAUGGGAUAUUCUGCAGAAAAUAUCCCAGGUUGUAGCAGCAGUGGAAGUUGCUCUCAAGGGAGUGGUAUUUUACACUAUGCUCAUGGCGACAGUCAGCAAACUCACCUGUUGAAGCAAGGAAGAAGCUCCAUGGGCACUGGUCUCAGUGGUGGGAAACGUCCUAGUCAGGAAGAGGACACACAGAGUAUUGGUCCUAAAGUCCAGAGACAGAGCACUAAUUAGGUAAAUAUUUUAGAGCUGUAUUUCUUGCUUUAGAAGAGUAUAUAAUUAACAUAAAUUAAGAUAAUUUCAAAAAUGGAGCAAAUCUCUAUUUUCAAACCAGAAAAUCUUGAGGCAUUAAUUUUUAAGCAAUUUUUACAAACUCAGUUAAUUUUUGGUCAAGAGACAUGCAUCUGUACUGGAGAAAUUGUUGCACCAGUUUUAUAUUCAUCUGAACCAAUGCUCUUUAAAUUAGAGAUGUUUAUGAUUUUGUGGUCAAGUUUUUUCUUAGAAAAAGACAACUUUUUUAUUUCCUUACUAUGUAACUAUGAGUCUAAAACAAUUAAAGUGGCCUGUUUAUUUUAGUGACAUUAAUAUAAUCUUUUUAUGAACUUUCCCCUAAAUCUUUGCCUCUUAAAUGUUGAUAAAUUUCUUUUAUCUGUUAUGAUGCUUCUAAAAUCUAAAUUAUUUCCAAUUUGGGAAUAGUUCAAAAUUUUUUAAAAUGCUGGCCCUUAUUAGAAGUAUCAGAAAGCCUUGCCUGCAUUCAAUUUAAUUGGAUUUGGGAUGUCAUUUUGUGAUUUAAAUUAAUAUGAAAAAUAUUUAUACGUUGGAUUUGCCAGUUUUUAAAAAUUUUCUGUUUCUUCAGUUUCUAACACUGUUUACAUUUUUUAUUGCUUAGUUUUUUUAUGUCAACCUAAUUAGACUAUAAGUAUCUUGAAGAUAAGGUCAAUAAACACUCAUCACAUUUUUGUCAUUGAAUUAUUUGCAAUCAAGCUUUACCUAGUUUUUUUUUCCCCCUUAAAUCACAGAAAACAUUCAGGAGGAAUACUGUUGCAGCUGAAAUUGGUGGGGAGUUCAAUACUUUUCAAUUAAGUUAUUUAAAAAUAUUCUUCAUUGAUGGAAAGCAGUUACAUAUUGAAAUAUGUUGUUUCUAAUGACAUUUCUGUGGUUUUUAACUUUUUAAUGAAUUUCACAGAGGACAAUUGGUAAUUUGUAUAUAAAGAACUUGGCAAGAGAAUUUGCUUAAUGUAAAUAUAAACAGUCACAAUUAGUAUAGACCCAUCGAUAUAUUUUUGAUAAUUUUUCAUGUAUGGUAAAGUUAAAAUGACAAAUUGAUAUUCUGAUAUAAAACUCAAAGUUUUGAAGUCAGUGGGAAAAAAGGAGGUUUUUAGACUUUCUUAAAAGACGUUAAAAUUUUAGGACAGAAUUUUCUUGAUGUUGUUUGAUCUAACUUUGCACUCUUUGAUAAUAAUGUUUUAGAUAAUGUGCGUAAUCCAAAUUGGUAUUGUAGCCUCUGUUAACACAGACAGUAUAUGUUUUAAACUUUGAUGUAAACCUUUUUAGACCCAAACUUGUGGAAGUAUCAUGUGUUAAGUUCUCUGUCUCUGUUUCUUUGUUCAUUUAUUACUAAAAUGAACUUGUUAUUAAAGUAUAUGCAAAUAUGAAA